Messenger RNA from Prorocentrum cordatum, 1226 nucleotides. The record is from the annotation of a GenBank genome assembly. NCBI's taxonomy places the organism in Eukaryota, Dinophyceae, Prorocentrales, Prorocentraceae.
GUCAACUGAACAGCGACUCCGACGGUGAGGACUGCACCAUGGACGAGCUCCGCGAGUGGUACGAGGACGGCGGCGACAAGGGCUCCGCGUACCAGGCAGAGAUCAGCAAGGACCAAUUGGAAGUAUUGACCUCGUUCGGGGUGCCGGAUGGGAGCUACUUCAUCGGAGUGCGCAGGGGCAGGAAGGUGGUCAAGGUGUUCGACUUCAUGGGCCACCAGCUGUCCCUGACGAAUGACAUCGAGCUGAACGUGGGCCAGGAACAGGAUGAGGAGGAUGAGGAGACGGCAGCAGGCAUCGGCGGCGGCAGCAUCGGCGGCUGUGAAGUCGGAGCUACGGGGAACAUCUUCGGGGAUACGUGGAUGAAUGGCGAGGCGGUGACGGCAGCAGGCAUCGGUGGCGGCGGCAUUGGCGGCUGUGAGGUCGGAGCUGGGGGGAAGAUCUUGGAGGAGACGGAGUUGGACGGCGAGGCGGUGACGGCAGCUGGCAUAGGCGGCGGAGGCGGCAUCGGCAGCGUUGAGGUCGGAGCUACUGGGAAGGUCUUCGAUGAGACGGAGAUGAACGGCGAGGCGGUGACGGCAACAGGCAUCGGCGGCGGCGGCAUUGGCGGCUGUGAGGUCGGAGCUGCAGGGAAGACCUUGGAGGAGACGGAGUUUGAUGGCAAGGCGGUGACGGCAGCUGGCAUAGGCGGCGGCGGCGGCGGCGGCAUCGGCGGCUGUGAGGUUGGAGCUACUGGGAAGAUCUUCGGAGAGUCGGAGAUGACCGAUGCGGCGGUGGCUGCGGAUAGCUCGUUGGAGGCUCCAGUCUGCGGCAUUGCUGGCAAGAUGGAGGAUGAGAGCGACGAUGACGAGGUGUACGAGUUCGGGGUGGAGGUCAAGAACUCGUUCAGCCCGUUCGUGGAGGGCGGGGGCGAACUGAAGGAGAUUCCACCGUUCCCCAACCUUGUCGGCAAGGCUGCGCUGGCGAGCGCGGAGCGGGGAAUCGAGUUCGGCGACGACGGCAAUCAGUGGCGUUACGACGAUCGCGGUGCUUUGCAGAAGGCUGUGCAGGCGGGCUCAGAGAAGUCCAGCGCGUGCGGCGACGUUGGCAGGCAGGACGAAGGACACAAGCAUGACAUGUAUGAUCACCUGUCCACCGAGGCGGCCGUCGCGGAGGCCGUGAAGCACUUUGGAGUCGAGUGGGCCAAGAUGCACUUGAAAGAGGAGUGGGUGAGCACCUACAUCGAUUAG